AUGGCCCCGCCGGAUGACGGGGACCGCUCGCCUCCAGCACAAGAAGGAGAGAGCAGCCUCAAGACUCUCAAGUAUCAUCUCUUGGGUCCGUCCCUGACAAAGGCGGGCCAGGACAAGGUUGACCAAAGCAAGGUCUCCGAGGUUAUUUACAACGCGUCCAAAGGGUCCAAGUUCUUUCGUCGAGAAGAAGAGCGAGACAAGGUUCUCACCAAGAAGAUCGAGCAAAUCCUCGUGCGCAAACGCGAAUUGGAGAAACGGGAUCUUACCCACGACCUGCGUCAUGCUGACCGACUGAUCGCGGAACUCGAGGUUGCCCGGGAUCUCACUCAGCACGUCGUUCACAUUGACUGUGACGCAUUCUACGCUGCCGUGGAGCAGCUUGAACGUCCAGAGUUGAAGGAUUUACCGUUUGCGGUCGGCGGCGGAGUCCUCACGACCUGCAAUUAUGUCGCUCGGCAGUUUGGCUGCCGCUCCGGCAUGGCUGGCUUCGUAGCCAAGAAGCUCUGUCCCGAGCUCAUCUUGAUAAAGCCAAACUUUCAAAAGUACACGGCCAAAGCCCACGAGAUUAGGGAGAUCUUGGCGGAGUACGAUCCGCGCUUUGAGAGUGCGAGCGUCGACGAGGCCUAUCUCAACAUUACGGAGUAUUGCACUGAGCAUGCCAUCGGUGCCGCGGAAGCAGUGGAGCAGAUGCGACGGGAGGUACACCAAAAGACCAGGAUCACCGUCUCCGCAGGAAUUGCCGCCAACACGAAGCUCGCCAAAAUCUGCUCCAACAUGAAUAAGCCGAACGGCCAGUACGUCCUGCCCAACGACAGGAACGCCAUCAUGGCCUUUAUGCGCGACUUGCCGACGAGAAAGGUCAACGGCAUAGGGAGAGUCUUGGAGCGCGAGCUGCUAGAAGUAGGCAUCAAGACGUGCGGCGACCUCUAUGGGCAGAGACAGUACCUGAACCCGCUAUUCGGGGAGAAGACCUUUGAGUUUCUCCUUAGUUGCUACCUUGGCCUCGGACGCACCAGGAUCCAACCUGCGGAAGACUACGAGCGGAAGAGCAUCGGCACGGAAGGCACCUUUGGUGAGAUGUCUGACCCGCACAAGCUUCGAGAAAAGCUGCGACACAUAGCGGAAGAGCUUGAAGAGGACAUGAAGCGAGCCGAAUGCAAAGGGCGCACCCUUUGUCUCAAGGUGAAACUGCAUACAUUUGAGGUUUUCACUCGACAGGUCGUCACGCCGAGGGCGAUUUACCUUGCCGAUGACCUCUACAAUUUCUCGCUGCCCAUGCUCGCGAAGCUAGAGCAGGAAAUGCUUGGCAUGAAGCUUCGGCUGAUGGGCUUGCGUUGCACGCACUUGGUCAGCACCAAAAAACCCGAUACAAUGGCCUUCUUUGGCUUCAAGCAGCGCAGGGCUGGGCUGGACGGAUUCAGUGAUCCAGCAGAAUUGAAAAGGAAAGACAUGGAGGCUUUUGGGGAGCAGGAUAUGUGGUCGCAGCUUGAAGAUGAUGCUGGUGCUGCCGAAGCGGCUGGUACCUUGCCUGCCACGUCGUCAGAUAUCACGGCGGACUUCGGCACUUCGACACCAUUUGCUAGGCACGGCAAAGAAAUCGUCCCCAACCCGAAGAAGCCAGAGCAAGAAGCACGAGACAAUUGGUGGGAUUGCCCGAUCUGUGCCCGGCCACAGGCGACAGACGAGCGACAAUUCAACGAACACAUCGACUUAUGUCUCUCCCGUCAGACAAUUCGGGACGCAGUCCAAGAGGAUGGAUCGGAACGACCGCGCUCAAGCACUCCCGAGGCAAAGCGGCCCAAGCUUGCUGAGAAGAAGAGAGGCAAAUCAUCAGCCACCGAUCCGAAGCAGAGAAAGCUUUUCUUUGGUUGA
Molecule: messenger RNA, 1872 nt
Organism: Purpureocillium lilacinum
Lineage: Eukaryota; Fungi; Ascomycota; Sordariomycetes; Hypocreales; Ophiocordycipitaceae
Biological process (GO): error-prone translesion synthesis
Cellular component (GO): nucleus
Molecular function (GO): damaged DNA binding; DNA-directed DNA polymerase activity
Source: RefSeq, a predicted model, not a curated record